AGAGAGACAAAAUUAAACAGUACAGUGGAAAAUAGUAUAAACAAAAGACUAUUCGUAAGUCAGCGAGAGAGGAAAGAUGGAGAUGUCUUGUAUUUUAUGGUUGACGAAGAACAAGAAGCACAUAAUCCUUUUCUGAAUAUAAACACAAAGAUGGGAUCUACUCUUCGCCCAGACUGGUCAGAGUUGACUCCUGAAUGUCUCCUUGCCAUUUUCUCACGGUUGAGCAUGGGGCAACGAUGGAACGGGCCGAUGCUUGUCUGCAAGACGUGGAUGAAAUUAUGCCAAGACCCGUCCCUCAACACUGUCUUGGAUCUCGAAGCUGAGUUUCUGUCUUCUCCUGAUUCCAUCUACUGGUGGAGUCCCAAGUUCGAGGAAAAAGUAGACUCAACCAUCCGAUCUGCUGUGGAUCGGAGCCAUGGCGGUCUCAAGGAGAUUAAAGUCAGGCAUUGCACGAAUCAAUCUCUCUCAUACGUCGCCGAGAGGUGCCCAAACCUUGAGGUACUUUCGGUUAAGUAUAGCCCAAAGGUCACAGUUGAGUCCAUGAGGAAUAUAGCCUUAAACUGUCCUAAGCUUAUAGAACUUGAUAUAAGCUGCUCUUAUGAAAUAUCUUGCGAGUGCAUGGAACUGGUGGGUGCGAACUGCAAGAAUCUUCAGAUUCUAAAACGGAAUUUGAUGCAUCCUUUCGAGAUCGAGAGGGCAAGGCAUUCCAUCUAUGCGUGUGAUCUAUUUUUCGAAACAUUAGGGAACGUUGAUGCUUAUGUUAUUGGGAGACACAUGUCCCAGCUGAAGCACCUAGAACUUCGUCACUCCACAUUGACUGAUAUAGGUCUUGCCCAUCUUUGUAAAGAAUGUUCGAGUCUCGAGUAUUUGGACUUGCUCGGAUGUAGGGACUUGACUACCGAAGGUCUUACUAACCAUACCUCAAGUUUGAAGAAUCUGAAGGCGAUCAAGAAACCAAAUUUUGCAGCCACCCUAUUUUACUAACUGAAUGCAUAUUGUUUUGUGUUGGUCAAGAUACCUUUUUGUUAUUUCCUUGGUCGAGUUCAAAGUUAAGCUUUCAUGUAUUUUCUUAAUUAUCAUAUAUAUAUACUUUCUUCUCAUGAAAAAAAGUUUCAUGGUU
Messenger RNA from Raphanus sativus (radish), 1120 nucleotides. Its product is annotated as putative F-box/LRR-repeat protein 19. The transcript is spliced from 3 exons. Gene Ontology annotation, molecular function: protein binding. NCBI's taxonomy places the organism in Eukaryota, Viridiplantae, Streptophyta, Magnoliopsida, Brassicales, Brassicaceae. The record is from RefSeq and is a predicted model, not a curated record. The coding region runs from base 97 to 984 and encodes 295 amino acids.